GUCUAGUCAAGCAGAAACUCGACAUGAGGUGUAACGGUAGACAUCUAGUUACAUGUCUCUACAGUUUCCAAGCACACAGCGUCCACUGCAGCAAUCCUCAUGUUCUACACAUUGUUCUUUCGACUGCAAACACCGUCCUCUGACACACACUCCUUCUCGUGGAUUGAUCAGCUUGCAGUUGUGUGGUGGACAACACUUCCUAUGUCCGGCACCAUCACAAUACUCUCCCACUCGAAAACACAUUCCGUUCUCAGCUGAAAUCUCCGCUGAAACAUGGAAACAACAACAAAAACAACAACAAAAACACUUCUAUAUUAUCAUUAUUAUAAUUAUCAUUAUUAGUAUUAUUCAAUCAACAAUAUUUAUCACAGUCUCAAUCACAACCACAAUCACAAUCACGAUCACAAACGCUAUCGCACAAACUUCUAUGCCUACUACAAACAAUCAAUCACACAGCAAACACUACCAGUUACACCAUUUCUACUCUCAAUCCAACCGUCGUUUCCACCACCAACACAGUCACCACAACAACUGAAUCAUCAACCAACGCUGUCGAUUGUACCAACUAUAUCACAAAUUCUUCAAACAAAACCACUACUAUCAUUACCAAUGCUGACACUCCCACAACAAACAUUCACACUACUAACACCACAAACAAUCAAUCCACAAUCUCUGCUUCGCCCACUACCAACACCACCACCACCACAACCAUCAUCACCAUCAUCAUCAUCAUCA
Molecule: messenger RNA, 735 nt
Organism: Schistosoma spindalis
Lineage: Eukaryota; Metazoa; Platyhelminthes; Trematoda; Strigeidida; Schistosomatidae
Source: the annotation of a GenBank genome assembly